This is a messenger RNA of Orbilia oligospora ATCC 24927, 1107 nucleotides long. RefSeq lists its product as uncharacterized. The record is from RefSeq and is a predicted model, not a curated record. The coding region runs from base 1 to 1107 and encodes 368 amino acids. Gene Ontology annotation, cellular component: cytoplasm. Gene Ontology annotation, molecular function: phosphatase activity. The transcript is spliced from 7 exons. Lineage: Eukaryota; Fungi; Ascomycota; Orbiliomycetes; Orbiliales; Orbiliaceae.
AUGACCUUGCUUUUCCCUGAGAAGAAGGACGAAAUAUCACCACUAAUAUUCUCCGGCCGACCGCCAACAAGAUUCUUGGCUCCCGGCCGACGGAAAAACCUACGGUUGGAAAAUGUGAAGGGGUUCUUUUUACAGGAUCUGUCGGAGACAAAGGAGGACACUUUCAACGUCUUCCAAACCAGGGAUUUCGGAUUGAUACAACAAGAGUACUCGAUCGAUAUUACGAAUAAGCUUCCACCCAAUGCGACACAAUGGGACCAUUUCCGAGCUGAGAUCCUACGGCUAGAUCGAGAGAAGUUGACGAAAAGGUUAGGUGUACUGGGAUAUAAGGUUCUAUAUCUAUUUCGGCCAUCUGAGAGCUGGCAUCAUAGAGGAGAAUCGUAUUAUGGAAAGGAAUCGUGGGAUUGUCUCUGGACACGGCAGGAUGGGAAUGGAACGGCCCAAUGGAUCGAUGCAGAGUUAACUCCAACCGGAAUCGAGGGGGCUAAAUACCUUCACAAAGCGUGGAAUAAACACCUUGGUAACACAAACCUGGCGGUACCCGAACUUUUUCUCUCUUCCCCGCUCAGCCGUGCCGCAGAUACUCUCAUCCAUUCCUUUAACCUCACAUUUCGCAAUCCACGACCGCCAUCCCCGGUAUUUGUCGAAUUCCUCCGUGAAUCCUUCGGCGUCGACACGCACAACAGUCGGCGCUCCUACACCACCCUAAAGAAAAAAUACCCCCUCUUCGAGUUCGAGGAGGAGUUCAGUGAAUUUGACCCGCUAUGGACGAGUUAUCGAGACGAAACGGAUAGCAGCGUUCUCCAUCGUGCUAAAAUAUUCCUUGAGAAUCUAUUCCUCAGAAGAAGUGAAAUGUUUAUAGCAGUUGCGACACAUGAGAGUGUUAUAAAGGCCAUACUUGAAGCUAUUGGACAUCGUCAGUUUUCUAUACCCGUUGGACACAUGAUCCCCGUCGUUAUCAAAGGAUCCUGGUUUCACACUGGGGAACCACGCACCGAAGUCGAGAGAUACAAGAUGUUUUACAAAAAAAACAGAAAUUGUACGGAGUUAGACCCGGUGACUGAUCCGGAUGCCGAACCCGAAGUAGACAUGGACGAAUUCGAUUAA